This is a messenger RNA of Cylindrotheca closterium, 1590 nucleotides long. The record is from the annotation of a GenBank genome assembly. Lineage: Eukaryota; Bacillariophyta; Bacillariophyceae; Bacillariales; Bacillariaceae.
AUGGCAGAGACCAAACCAAAAGCUACUAAAACGGCCAGCAGUCGUCUUUCUUUCCCUCAAAAAGUCUACAACGUGCUGAAUCUCUGUGAAGAGAACCAUCAGGAACACAUAGUUUCAUGGAUGAACGAUGGGACAGCCCUGAAAGUACACGAUUUGGAACAGUUUGAACGUGAAAUGCUUCCCAAGUAUUUCAAUACUCAGAAGUAUGCUAGCUUUACUCGAGCCUUGUGUGCUCAUGGAUUCGAUUGCGUUAGAACGGGAAGACAAACUGGGAUUUACUCGCACCCUAAGUUUAAUCGCAACGACCCCGCGGCUCCAUCUAUGAUAAAGAGAGUGAAGAGAACCAGUAAUGUGAAAGCAUUGAACAAGCUAUCAAAUGGAAGCCACGGCUUAAUAUUGCGAGAUGGAAACCGAUCAAUUAUGUUUCCAUCUCUUCUGGAUAAUACCGAAUCGCUCAGGACUAAACAUGAUAAUGCAUCAGUCUUGGGUCAGCUGUACCAAACGGUUCGGUCUCAAAUAGCUAAUCGAACAACAAAUGCGCUCAUACGUCUUCCACCAGGGGCACAUUUCAUCAGUUCAGACGAGAGUGGCGAUGACAAUAGUGCGGGUGAACAGUCAGCAUACAAUCCGAUACCAGCAUCGACAUCAGCUGUGCCUUCUAGUUCCUAUCGUAUCGCUCCAGAUUAUAAUAUAAUGACAUUGGACCAACAAGACGAGCAUGACCACACUCAUAACUCUGGUUCAAUCCUCGAUAAUGAAUUUGCACCGAUUCCCUUAUCACCGAAAGACCCACGUGCUCCAGAGGAAGAUGAUUUUGAGCCGAUACCCUGGUCACCGCACACUUCAUUGCAGAACUCCGGCGCACUAUAUCGUUCUGAAGAUGAGGCAUUUCUGUGUUCGAUUGAGCCGAGAACUAUUCAGGAGAUGGAAGACAAGGCAGAUGAUUUGAAUGCAUUUUACGAUGUGCUUCCAAUGUUUCCAAAGCCAAGGUGGCAAGCACUGUAUGACUAUUCAUCUCCAGUCGCCCUACCCGGUGUUUUUUACUUCAUGAAUAUUUCCUCAUUUGGCAUGUGCUGGGCAAUUUUUCUCAUUGUUGGGCACACCAUCCAAUCCUUAUUUACGGCAUAUGGACCGAAUACAGGGGACUUGGUUGUGGAUCCAAAGAUUAGUUUGGGGAAGCACAUGUUCAUGGACAUAUUGUGGGUGCAAUCUCUCCUCUCGGCUAUGAUAUUGAUUCCAGAAUACUUUGGAUCGUCGAGCGUUAUGCUGGCCACUUCCUUUAUGUUAUCCAACUCUCCGAGCCUUGGGAUGAGUCUGAAGUCACACUAUCAUCACUUUCACAGCCAAAAGGGCCGGCCAUUCGUCUACGGAGAAUGGUGGUUAUCCGAUAUCAUCAAAUGUCUCUUUUUGGGGUACAUGGUUUCAGCUUUCUGUAUUUGUCUUGGGCAUUAUUCGGAUAUGGCAAAUCUGAAGGUGACUGGAGUCUUCUUCAUGAACCUUACCCCAUUGUUCGCAUGCGAAUCCUACAGAUUGUUGCUUUCAAUUCCUGCAAGGUUGGUAGGUCCGAAUGAUGACAAGAAAUUCAAAUAG